CAACUUCAACCCAAUCUUUUAAAUUCUAAAACCUCUUCUUUUAGGGUUUUAUCUCUGGUUCGUUCACCGUCGCCACUGCACUUCUUACUCCGUCGGGUUUACCAGCGCUAAGCAAUGGCUCCGAAAAGAGUACCAGCGAAGAAGAAGCUACCGACUAUUCAGGAGAAGGUUUCGAACCCGUUGUUCGAGAAGCGUCCGAAGCAGUUCGGAAUCGGAGGGGCGUUGCCUCCAAAGCGGGACCUGACUCGGUUCGUGAAAUGGCCGAAGACCGUUCAAAUCCAACGCAAGAAACGCAUUCUCAAGCAGAGGCUCAAGGUCCCUCCCGCUCUCAAUCAGUUUACAAAAACCCUCGACAAAAAUCUCGCAACGAACCUAUUCAAGAUGCUGCUGAAGUACAGGCCAGAAGACAAAGCAGAGAAGAAAGAGCGUUUGUUGAAGAGGGCUCAGGCCGAGGCUGAUGGGAAAAGUGUUGAAGCCAAGAAGCCUAUUGUUGUUAAAUAUGGUCUCAAUCAUGUUACUUACCUUAUUGAACAGAAUAAAGCGCAACUUGUUGUGAUUGCUCAUGAUGUGGACCCAAUCGAACUUGUGGUCUGGCUUCCGGCACUCUGCAGGAAGAUGGAAAUUCCAUACUGCAUUGUCAAGGGCAAAGCACGCUUGGGAACGGUUGUCCACAAGAAAACGGCUUCAGUUUUGUGCUUGACAACUGUCAAGAAUGAAGAUAAAUUGGAGUUCAGUAGAAUCCUAGAAGCUAUUAAGGCUAACUUCAAUGACAAGUAUGACGAGUACAGAAAGAAGUGGGGUGGUGGAAUCAUGGGUUCCAAAUCCCAAGCCAAGACCAGGGCCAAGGAGAAGCUCCUUGCAAAAGAAGCAGCCCAAAGAAUGUCCUAGAUUCAGUUUUUAUACGUUUGAGGUCAUUUUUUCUAUAUUUUAUUUUAAGGGAGCCUAUACAAGUCAAUGUGAGGUCUAACAUCAUUUUGGUAGCUCGUAAUCCAUUAAAACCCGAUUUUGAUCGUUGAUAUUUGAUUAUCGAUAGUUAUUUUAGACUUUAAUUAAAUGUAUUUUUUUUUUCUGCUCGGGAAUA
Vigna radiata var. radiata (mung bean) is the source of this 1081-nucleotide messenger RNA. RefSeq names its product 60S ribosomal protein L7a-1. The record is from RefSeq and is a predicted model, not a curated record. The transcript is spliced from 7 exons. Bases 115 to 888 code for a protein of 257 amino acids. Gene Ontology annotation, cellular component: ribonucleoprotein complex. Lineage: Eukaryota; Viridiplantae; Streptophyta; Magnoliopsida; Fabales; Fabaceae. Gene Ontology annotation, biological process: ribosome biogenesis.